Messenger RNA from Tinamus guttatus (white-throated tinamou), 4744 nucleotides. NCBI's taxonomy places the organism in Eukaryota, Metazoa, Chordata, Aves, Tinamiformes, Tinamidae. The record is from RefSeq and is a predicted model, not a curated record.
CCUUGAGGAUAAUUCUGCAUGGUAGUUUGCUGCAGGAUCUAAGACAAAUCUCAAGAAUUCCCCCAAAAGGAGAAGGAAUACUUAAAACAAUGCCAUCGGAAAAGGAACGGAUUUUUUGUGAUAAGGAAAAAAAUAAUUUAUUAAACCACAAUGCUGCAAAGAAACUUUCUAUGGAUACUACUUUGGAAAAAGCACUGGUGAAUGAUACUCUAAGUAUGAUGCCUCGGCCAGCAAUUGUAGAUGUCAGUUUCUCUUAUGGAUUGAAAAAUGUGAAAAUUGAUUUACCCAAGGUGAACAUUCCAAAUGAAGUAUUAAUGAAACAUGAAGUUGAUAGAUUUAGGAAAUUGUUUCAGUGUAAACAGCAGACUGCAAGGAAGUCUUUAAAUCUGGAGAAAAUAAACGGAAGCAGUCCCAGUUGUUCAGAGGGAAGCCACUUGCAAAAUAAACCAGAAGUGCAAUUUGAGGAAGGGUUGAAAACGACAGCAAAGAUACUUAAUUUCACUUGCACAAAGUGCAAGGAUAAUAUUCGAUACAGCCCAAAUGAUCUACAGAAACAUUUUCAGUUGUUACACUAUGGCGAAUUGCCUUUGUAUCCUUGUGAAAUGUGUAACUUCUCAGCUAAUGACUUUCAGUCCUUCAAACAGCAUAGACGCACCCAUCGCAGCACUUUAGUCAAAUGUGAGCUCUGUAAUGAUGAGCAUAUGUACACUUUGUUGGAUUUGACAAAACACUUCACAGCAAAGCAUUGUGUAAAUGGUCACUUUCAAUGUGAAAAAUGUGGGUUUUCUACCCAGGAUGUGGGCACAUUUGUUCAGCACAUUCACAGACAUAAUGAGGUUCCAUAUAACUGUGGAAAAUGCCGUCACAUGAGCUUUACAAAAGAGGAGUUCCAGAAACAUCUUCUUGUCCAUGCUGGUACGUUUCCUUUUGGUUGUCAGUACUGCACUUACAGCACGCCACGGAAAGAUUAUCUUUUAAAACACAUUAUAGCUUUGCAUAGAGACCACCUGUAUGCAAAAGAAAAACUGGAAAAGGAUAAAUGCGAGAAAAGACUAGUAAAGACCUCUGCGGGAUUAAAGCUCGUGUUAAAAAGGUAUAAAACGGGAACAUCAAAGAAAGCACUCUGGAGACGGAAAAAGAUAAGCAGUGGGAGUGACAAUCCUGAAGAAAAUUCACAAAUAUUAAGAAGUAGGAAUAAAAUCCACCUGAAACCUGAGGAGCAGAACCAGUUUGUAAGAGAUGUGGAAGCAAAUGAAGAAAAAGGUGAAAUUAUAUAUAGCGAAAAGCAUAAUUUCACAGGUGGGAUGCUCUCUGCUGCUACUACUCAAUACAAUAAAGCAGAUGAUGGAGCCAGUUAUGGCCUGGGAUUACUGAAGAAUGCUGUUCAUGGGCCCACAGUAUUGAUGGUCAAAAAUAAUAAAAUCUCAGUUCCUGCAAAUUACAGCGCUAAAUUUAUGGGAUUUAAAAUGGUAGAUGGAAAGCAACAUAUUGUUAUAAAGUUAUUACCUACGAGUAAGCAAAACUCACAUUUGUUGGGUCAGAAAGCUGAUGCAGUUAAGGAUAGCCCUGCAUCUUUGCUACAGACUGCUGAUGGCUGUAGCUUAUCUUCAGGUGCUUUAUCACAUGUGACUGAGCAGACAGCCUUGAAGAACAACCAUGUUCACGCAUUAACCUCUACUCCGUUCUCUUUUUCUGCUCUUCAUUCAGGAAAAACAAAAGUGGAGAAACAAAAUAACUCCUCAUUGUGUGGUAGAGGUAUUUCCCAAACUGUAGCACCGAAUGUAGCUGUGGAAAAAAGUUCAAGUCAUUUGCAAAUGAAGUUGGGCUCAACUGUGCCUCCAUGUGAUGAGGUGACAAAAGUUGGAACUCGAAGUACUGUCUCAUGGGGAAGCUAUAGUCCUCCGAGUCCUCCUCAGGUAUUGCCACCUACGAUUGCCAAUUCCCUUCAUUGUGACCCUAUGAAAAUGCCCUUCUUCCCGGAAUUGAAAAAGCAAAACGGUGGCCUGAAUAAUAAUAAUAAUGGAACUAAUAAUCUGUGUUAUUCAUCUUCCGUUGAUUCUUCUAAUGAAGGGUUGCUUUCUUUUCAUAAUUAUUCAAAAAUUGACACUUCAGAUAACCAGUGUAGCAUUUGGAUGUCAUCAGAUGACAAAACUAAAGAAUUUUUACCCAGCAAAACAUUUUCUUUUCAAAACAGUAGGAGAGGCGAAUCUCCAUCUUCAUUUUCAGAGUUAGUAAAAGGCUUAAAGCCAGAAAAAAUUGUAUCAUCUCCAUCAAAUAUUAAUAAAACCUACGGACACAUAAACACUAAGAAUAACUACAUGUCUUCUAAAAGCCAGUCUAAAUGCGUUAUUGGCAGAGAGUGUUUUGUGGAAGACCAGCAUAGUAAUGGCCAGCAGUAUUUGGACACUAACGUAAAUCAGGGCUUUGUGAACGUAGCAGAGAAAUUUCAAGAAAAUGCCAUGGAUUGUGUUAACUCAGCCUUAAUGCCUAAAAUCACGUCAGUUUUCUCAUUACAGAGUGAACAGGCAGCUAAUUAUUUGUCCCCUGAAAUAAAUCAGUUAUUGCAAGAUGUGUUAAAAGUGAAAGCAACUACUCAGCAAGAAUUCCACAGCAAGUCAAAUAACUGUGUAAAACUUCAUUCUGACAAGUUGCUUUCGAGUCGUGACACAGGAAAUGAAGCCUUUGUGCAGUUAAAGAGCCCAGCAACUGUGUGUGAGUGUCAGAGGCCGCCUCCUAAUGUAGCCUUUCCUUUAUGUGAGAGAGACUUGAGCUUGAGAUGUAGCGCAAAUGAAGGCAUACAUUGUGGGAGGGAAGGAAAGAUAUCCAGGGCAUCAUUUGAUUCACAGGGGGCGAGUAAAUUAUCCAGAGCUGCAGAUGUUGAUAAGUUGCUUAAAACUGAUGCAGAUGCAUCCGUAAUGCAGCAGUUACAGAAAAUGCAGUCUACAGCCCAAAGUUGUAGCUUUUCACCGGUGCAUCAAGAACAGAAGAAAGCUCUUCUAGUUCAGUCACCUCCAUCAGGAUUUUUUGUACCUUUGCACCUUGCUAAUCAACCUGGAUUGCAGGUUGUUUCAGGAAAAUCUCUUCCAUCCACCAGUUCGUCGGAUGGCCCUUUGACUAAAGGGGUACCUGCCUCUUUUGUUUUAAAUAAAGGACCUGGAAUGAUUUUGACUUUUAGUGGGGCAAUUGGAACAGUUGCAAAUGUCCCUAGUGAUAGUUCUCAUGUUUUAGGAAGAGCAGCAUCCAGAGAAUAUGGUAAAAUAACCAUACCAGCUUCAAAAGCAGAUGUGAAAAACGACAGUUUUAGAAGAACGAGAAGUUCCAGUAAUAGGAAAACGUGUAGUAUAGCAAAUGACUCGUCGAAUAGCAUGCCAUUCAAAGGACCCCUGGUAAUUACAAACUCAUCCGAGUCAUCUGUGAAAGGAAUUUCUUCUGUGAAAGUGUUAACAGAGCAUCAGAAUGCUGUCUUUGGUUCCUUGGAGUCAGCAGAAGAACAGGAAGUUCAACAGAAACGUGUUUAUGCGCUUUUACCUGAUGGACAGCAGGCCGUUUUUCUGAAAUGUAUGACACCAAACAAGCCUGUAGUACAGAAACGUAGUGUUUUUCAGGAUAAUGCUUAUCAUCAAAAUUGUCAACCAAAGAAAACUGGAGCCAUGCAACAAAAGCUUUUGGUGAAAAUUAGGACUUCCUCUUCAGAGUCCCUGGCAGAUGCAGAUCGGUUGGUCAGCAGCUCACUGCCCUCACUACACGUGGACAACACGCAGUCCCCUACCCCUGCACUAGCAAACAAACAAGCUAAUCUUAAUUCUAGUGAUGCCUUAAUAUUACCAAGUAGGUUCAUGCCAGCAAAUGCCUCUGUGGCAAGCUCCAGUCCAGCCUGUUGUAUUCGUCCUGUAGAACCAGUAUGUUCUGCCAAACCUGCAGGGACACUUUUGCAGAAAGGUUCUGGCGAGAGCACGCAGGUAGUAACGGCUAACAACAGGAAUCGCUGUGCUAGCCACAAGUCCACAUGGAGCACCAGAAACAGAAUCGCAAAAGUAAAACCUCGUUUAAAACAAACAGGGCCCCAAGGUUCAGAAACUGUGGUUUUGCAGAGAAACAAGAAUUUCAAACGAAAAAGAAAGGAUGAUUACUCAGAACCUCCAAGAAAGAAGGUGAUGUUACACAGGAAGUGCAAGGAAAAGAAUCAAACUGGAGUUGUUAGUGAAUCAGGUGGCCCUUACAAACCAAGGGCAUCAAAGGAUACUGUGAGGACUUUGAAACUACUUCCUUUUAAUUCUAAACAGCUUGUGAAAUGUCCCCGGCGAAAUCAGCCAGUUGUUGUACUUAACCAUCCCGAUGCUGAUGUUCCAGAAGUAGUAAAUGUAAUGAAAACCAUUGCUAAAUUCAAAGGACACGUUCUUAAGGUUUCGUUGUCAAAAAGAACUAUUGAAGCUCUCCUGGAGCCAGCUUUCUGUAAUGGUUUGGACCGAACUACUGAGGAUCUUUCUCAAAAGAGGCAUAGGACAAUAAAACCUAUCAGCCCUGUAAAAGAAAGAUUUGUGUUAAAAUUGACACUGAAAAAAACUAGCAAAAACAAUUACCAGAUUGUAAAAACUACCUCUAAUAACACCUUGAAAGCUAAGUUUAGCUGCUGGUUUUGUGGUAGAAUAUUUGACAAUCAGGAUAAUUGGGUAGGACACGGACAGAGGCAUCUGAUGGAGGCUACUCGAGAUUGGAAUUCAUUAGGGUAAUGAUGACCAGUGAA